UAUCUUGUGUGUAUACGCCUGAGUCUCAAAGCGGCAAAAGCGAAAGAAGUCGUAGUGCAAAUAAUUUUAACGGAGCGGAAAAAUAUAGAUACAUCAGAACCAUGUCGGACUAUAGAUCACAAUCGCGCAGUGGCGGGGGACGUGGCGGCCAGGAGUACUCAAACGACGACGAUCCGCCGAUGUCGCGUCUCUUCAUCAUUUGCAACAAGGCGCACACGGAGGAGGAUUUCCGUGAAGCCUUCUCGCCAUACGGCGAAAUCGAGGAUAUCUGGGUGGUGAAGGACAAGCACACCCAGGAGAACAAGGGAAUCGCCUACGUCAAGUUCUCCAAGACAUCCGAUGCGGCCAAGGCGCAGGAGGAGAUGAACGGCAAGACCAUCGGCAAGAUGGAUCGCACCCUUAAAGUCCUUGUGGCAGCCAAUCGGAAUCAGGGCUCAAAUAAGUCUGAGAACGAGCAGGAGAAGUACGUGAGACUCUUCAUAGUCAUCCCCAAAACGGCCACCGAGGAGGAUAUUCGCGAGGAAUUCUCGCAGUGGGGCGAUGUGGAAUCUGUCACAAUUGUCAAGGAGAAGAACAAUGGCAAUCCCAAGGGCUUCGGAUAUGUCCGCUUCACCAAGUUCUACUAUGCAGCUGUGGCUUUCGAGAACUGUUCCGCCAAGUAUAAAGCUGUCUUUGCCGAACCAAAGGGUUCUACGCGCACGCAGCGAGACCAGUACGGCCGUCCCUCCGAGGACAAUCCCUUGUAUAGCAGCUCGGGACGUGGCAAUUCCAAUUUUAAUGGAGGCGGUAGCAGCAGCGGUGGCGGCGGCAGCAGCAGCUACAACAACGACUGGAAUGUGUCGCAGAACAACGACAUGGCGGCCUUCCUGCGCAUGCAGAAUGUGCCAGUGGCCCAGCCGUCCUGCCUUGAGGUUAACGUGAGCAACUGCGUCAACCAGGAUCAGCUCUGGCGUCUCUUCGACAUCAUUCCCGGCUUGGAUUACUGCCAAAUCAUGCGGGAACAUGGACCGCGCACCAAUGAGGCCUUAGUGGUGUAUGACAACCCAGAAGCCGCAAUUUAUGCCAAGGACAAACUCCAUGGCCUGGAGUACCCAAUGGGCGAACGCAUCAUUGUCAAAGUCAAUGGAAUGAGCUCAGCUCGCAUGGACACAUCCUUCAUAGACAAGCGCACCAAAAAGGAUGCCAUCUGCAAUGUGCCUUUGCCCCCAACUCAGCCACUGGCAUCGCCGGACGACCAGGUGGCCCAACGACUGUUCAUUGUGCUCUCAGCGAACUUGCCGCAUUCGAUAUUGAAGAACAUUUUCUCUUGCUGGUCGGGACUGAUCGACGUCUACCUUCUGCCCAACAAGAACUGUGGCUACGUCAAGUAUGCGGAGGUCGAGAGUGCUCAAUUGGCCAUUCGCACCCUAAACGGAGCCGAAAUUUGCGGCACCAAAAUCAAGGUCAUGGAGGCUGAGGAGCGCAGUGGGUCCGACGGCGAUGAUGGCGGUCGCAAGCGUUUGAGGCGUAACUGAGUGUAAGUAGCUAGUUGAGUAUGCAUAAUUCCUGUAUCUAUUAAUGUAGUUGAACUGAGUGUGUGCCGUGGUCCGAGGUAAGUAGCUGUGCAAAUUCCAAACCGAAACCUUUUAGAGUUUUAAGUCAAUGUGCCGAGCGUCUUUGUUGGGCCAACCUCCUGCUGCACCUGCCCUGUGCACCGGUUGGCCAUCGAUGUCCACGAUACCCAUGCCGCCCACUGAGCGCGAACAUAAUAAGCCAAACCCUUUUUUAUCUUUCUAUCUCCACAGACCCACUGACAACCAAGAACUUACAGAGAACGCAAUGUACGAGUACGUAACUAACUUGAGCAUACAGUCCGAUAAAAACAGUUGAACUGACCACCAACCACCAAACAACGCAACAACCAACCAAUAACCAAACAAGAACCACCACCACAACAACACUCUCUUUACGGAAUGCCACAAGAACCCGAACCAGAACCACGGGGACUGGAGAACGCAGACCGGAAACGGAAACGGCGAACGAAGACCAUACCCGGGUGAACAAACCAAACAGGCCAACGAAAUCACCACACCCGUUGACUACUCUACCUAUUGACUUACUCAAGUGGGCCUCGUACAGAGCACUCGUAGAAAGACCCAUACGACCUUUAAACGGAGCCAACGAAACUGCAAUGCUUGCUAUAUGCACUAUAUACACAAAAUGUCGUAUAUAUGUGUACUCAUACCGCUUAGGGGACUUUUGAAUCUACCCGUGAUACAGAAACGAACUCUGUGAAACUUGAACUCUUACAAACGUAUUCCGACGAGAUUCAGCCAAGCAAUACAUUCAAGCGCAAUGAAUUUCUCAAGAGUAUCAACUCUGUCUCUUAAAUACACGCUAAGCCACAGCGUGAAAAGUUAUUCUUUUCAUAUAUUAGAUUUAAAAAAAAAGAUAUUUUACUGUAUAAGGCCAACAAUAAAUACAACAAAUACAAAUGGAUCCAAAAAAUUAAA
Messenger RNA from Drosophila sechellia, 2492 nucleotides. RefSeq names its product RNA-binding protein 45. The record is from RefSeq and is a predicted model, not a curated record. The coding region runs from base 102 to 1514 and encodes 470 amino acids. Gene Ontology annotation, molecular function: RNA binding. Lineage: Eukaryota; Metazoa; Arthropoda; Insecta; Diptera; Drosophilidae. The transcript has 8 exons.